AUGUCGCUGCAGAUAUAUAUUGCUCACACAGGCGAUCGUCUACAAGCCGAUCCGGUAUCAUUUACUUCUUUCGAUGCUUUGCAAACAUGGAUAUCCAAAAAUGCGCCGGUUCAGCCGCAGAACCAAAUUUUAAUGAGCUCUCGCGGUAAACAGGUCAAGCUCCAAACUCUCCUCACAGAAAAAGAAAUAUUCGUAUACGACCGGCAGUAUAUUGCGACGGCCCCAAAAGGAUCUCCUGGGCCUUCAAUCCCGUCCACCAUAGUUCCAUCUCCAUUUUCCCCUACGAACCCCCCAGAUCGACUUGCCAAUCAGAAUGACCUUCAGGCCUGGAAAAAUCUGUUCAAAGAGCGGAGGGACUGGACCGUGGACCUUCUCAACAAAUGUACUUCUAUGACAAAUUCUAUUCACGAGCAACGGGAGAGGAGUAGCAUCAUCUACCGCGGGAUAAAUGUCGGAGUUGACAACCUUCAUUCGCACGUUCGAAGCUUGCAGCAGAAAUAUGCUGAUGCCAAGGCGUGGGCUGAAGAUCUGCUACGUAAUCAUCGCGAAGUCAUUGAAGGCUGGGAGUCUACUUUGUCUAAAUUAGAGCAAAUUCAUGCAAAAGGAGGCUUUCAGAGGGUCAUCCUUGGUCGCGAUGCACCGGGAGAUGAAGAGAGGUCGGCCAAGUCUGGGGAUCAGGACAUCAUUACACUAGUCGAUUUUAUUAAUGCCGACGCCGCCAAGAAAGCAGGAUCACUGAGUUCAACAAUCAUUGAUCGCUUCAACAAACGCAUCGUCGAGUUAGGGGUCGUUGUCGAACUCAUCCAAUCCGAAAGUCAAGAACUGCACGAGACCGUGAGCAAGGCAUCUUCCAACUCAGUUUUCGAGAUUGCCGAAGAGUCAGUACGAUUGAUCGAGGAUGUGGAAGUGGUUACAAGAAAGGUCUCGUCGGAUUAUGAACAUGUGUUGGGGCUUCAAGCAUCAUCAAAAACAAUUUCACAGGCAUCCAAGAUGGCUCUUCUCCACACGCGAAACUAUUUGCCCUCUCUGUCUGAAUCGGCUGUUGAGAUUGGUCAUAUGCUGCGCCAAGCGGUUGAGCACAAGAAUGCACUAACAGAAUCGACUAUUCGUCAAAUGCAGACUAUCUCAGCCAUUGAAUCCAUGCUUGCAAAUGUUCACUCUCAGUUAUCGUCUUUGGAUCUCACCCCUGAUGGAGUUUCUGCUCUUGAAUAUCUCACCCAGCUCUCCCGGUUGCCUCUCACGUACGGUGCCGUUUUAAUCGAGGCCGUGCGUCGUAGCGAAUGGUCUGAGAAAAUCAAGAUUGAUUCAUCUGCUCUGGCAGAGGAAAUUGCCUCCUUUAAGGAGGAGGAGGAAAGACGCAGGAGGAAGUGGCUUAAAAGCAUGGACGGCUUCAUCUCUACCGACAUCACUAGUGGCAGACCAAUCGGCGUCGAGCUGAACCUUCAAGGGGAUGAAGAUACAGGGUGGCCAUCGACUUCCCGCGAAGAUGUCAAUUUAUAUAUUGAGGAGCUACAACAUCUUGGAGAUAUGGAAGAAACCGUGAAGGAGUUGUCACAAGCAGCUAAUAGCCUUGAUCGCCCAACGCGGCAACAGACGAAGGUAGCAAAAGCCUUCAAGAUGGGUAGUGUUCAUGACUUUGGAAAAGGCUCCAUGCUAAUGCGUGGAGAUACCAAUAACAUCAGAGGUUUAAGAGAAGAAAAGCUUAAACUUGAAGAGAAAUUGAAGGGCUCUGAAAGUCGAGUGCGGAAGUUAGAAGAUUUACUUCAUCGACAAAGCCAUAUUAGCCGCAAUGCCAGUGGUAACUUGUUCCAAGCAUCGAGCAGCCCGAAUCCAGAACAGCAGUUGCACAAUUUUAGUCAAAAUAUUGGCAACUCAACGCGGCCGCAAGAUGCGUUUUCGCGUCGAUCUUCGGUCUCUUCCCGCAGAUUUUCAGCGAAUCAAGUCCCCGAAGAUAAAGCACUGCUGCAGCGAAUAUUGAAUUUGGAAGCUGAAUUGCUGGCGGAACGUGAACACCACGGAGAACUACGUAAAGAAGCCAACGCAAGAACCGAGGCGGAACAGCACAUCAAGGCCCGCAUCGAGGAGGCAACCUCGAUCAAGAAUGAUUUGCUGGGAAAUUUAGAGGCGCAGCAGCGUGAAUUCUCUGACGAGCGGAAGCUACUGAAUGAAGAGCUACGUAAGCUGAAGCAUAGAAAUGAGGAGCUCGAAGACGAGCUAGACAGAGCUCUCGGCAGCCGCGAUAACGCUAGAUCUGGAGUAGAUCAGAGAUACAGAUCACUCGAGAUGGCUGUUGAUGAGGCUCAACAAGGAGCAAUCGAUCAGGCCAAAGAAAUGCAGAAGCAGAUUGAUUCGCAGCAAAAGGAGGCUGAAAGGCUCAAGGUAGAAAAUGGAUCGAUUGUCGAAGCAAUGACCCGCCUUCGUGCCCAAGCAGACGAGCUUCAAAAUCAGGUUAGCGACAAUUUACGCGAUUAUGAGCAACAUCUGUCGGUUCUCCAAGAGACUUUUGAAUGCCUUACUCCAAAAGAUAGAGCACCCGCAGGCUUCGCCGCUAUUCUGAACGAGGUCUCACGACUCGCAGAGCGAGCGGUCGCUUCUAUUAGGGGUCUCGAAACAGACUUGUCGAUGGUUCGUCAAGACUCAGAAAUGUACCAGGAGCGAAUUUGCAAGGCUGAAGCAGAAAGAGAUUCUCUUUCGGAGAAACUCGACAAGGAAAUUCAAGUUCAUUUUGAGGCUCAAGAUCGACUGGCUGAAGAGCAAGCACGGACUUCAUCUCUCUCCGCCUGCCUGGAGGAUGAGCGCAACGAAUUGCAAAAUCUCCGUUCGAAAUUCGCGGAUGGCGAGACAGGCUCAGAAACACUGAAAGCCAGGAUUCUUGCAGAGGAACAGAAGGUCGCUGAUUUGUCCGAGAAGCUUGCCGUGGCAGAAGCGCACAGCGUGCAUCUCAAUGAGGAGACUAGUCUCUGGCGAAGAAGGGCCGAGGAAGGUAAUCAGCAACUGCAUCUCUUGAAGUCACGACUUAAUGGUCGCACUUCACGUGCAAAACAUCUAUCUCAGCGACUUUACUCGCACAAUGAACGCUUGGGUCAACUGCUUGAAUCUCUUGGAUUUUCUGUCACACGUCGCGACAAUUCCAUUGUUAUCCAAAGAGUCCCGAGAAGUUCAAGCGCCGCCGCUUCUACAAACGACUUGGAGGCUUCCAGGAAUCCUAGUCUGUCUAGGUCAAUACCCGCAAUGCUGCCAUGGCAGGACGAAGGAGAGCUUGAUCUGCUAGCUUGGAUGCAAGCUGAAGACGCGCAAGAUGAAUCAACUCAAUUCCAGGCUUUCCUCCAAUCAAUUGACAGAUUUGAUCUCAUCGUAUUUUCAGAGGUUAUAACGAAGCGUAUCAAAGAGACUGAGCACUUGGCUCGAAAAUGGCAAAGAGAAACACGGUCUUAUCGCGACAAGGCUCAUCGGGCUCAGGCGGAAGCGCAUGGAAAGAUUGCGUUUCGUUCGUUCAAGGAAGGUGACCUUGCUCUCUUCUUGCCAACAAGGAAUCAAGCCACAAGACCCUGGGCUGCUUUUAAUGUUGGAGCGCCUCAUUAUUUCUUGCGAGAACAGGAUUCGCAUAAAUUGAGCAGCCGUGACUGGCUUCUUGCGCGCAUAUCUCGAGUUGAGGAGCGAAUUGUCGAUCUCUCCAAAUCGAUGGGCGGCGCUGCGACCUCUACAACUGCUGGUAGCGACCGACGAUCAAUUGGGGAGACUAGUGAAGGUGCCAUUUCAUUUGAUGAUGAAAACCCUUUCGAGCUAUCGGACGGAUUGAGGUGGUAUCUACUCGAUGCGUAUGAGGAGAAACCUGGUGCCCCAACAACUCCAGGGCUGGGCAAAAGCACGGUGGCCAGCGCUCAUGUCGAUGCCAAGGGAAGUAUCGGGAUCAAGAAGCCAGCAAUCAGCGGGGGUGUUACCAAGACCCUAAGCAAGAGCCUUGAUAGCCGACGAAGUAGUUCAACGUCAAAGAGAAGUGUCAUUGCGCCUAUCUCAGCCGCUGGUCCAAGCUCAGCGGAACCUUCGAGAGGAAAUACUUUGGGUGGACCCCAGGCAGACAAUGCAUCGUCGAGGGAUCCUGACACUUUGGAAACAGCUGCAAAGGGAGGUGGUGGCAUUCAAGAGGUUCGAAACGAUCUUCUGUGGGGUCCUUGA
Molecule: messenger RNA, 4176 nt
Organism: Xylona heveae TC161
Lineage: Eukaryota; Fungi; Ascomycota; Xylonomycetes; Xylonales; Xylonaceae
Exons: 3
Coding region: 1-4176 (1391 amino acids)
Biological process (GO): autophagy of mitochondrion; autophagosome assembly; autophagy of peroxisome
Cellular component (GO): extrinsic component of membrane; Atg1/ULK1 kinase complex; phagophore assembly site membrane
Molecular function (GO): molecular adaptor activity; protein kinase binding
Source: RefSeq, a predicted model, not a curated record